Messenger RNA from Moneuplotes crassus, 1494 nucleotides. The record is from the annotation of a GenBank genome assembly. Lineage: Eukaryota; Ciliophora; Spirotrichea; Euplotida; Euplotidae.
AAGAAAUGGAUCAAGUCGGAAAUUGCGAAGAAAAAAUUAUGUGAACUGAUAAGGAGGAAAAGAAACUAUCCAAGGAUCCAAAGCAUAUUCUCUCUUGAGAGUACAUGAUCUGGAGCAGGGUUUCCAACGGACUCUUCGAUUACGAAAGCAGCCAGAAUGAUAUAAAACUAGGCAUGUUCUCUGUGAAUAAUAAAGGUCUGGUGGUGAACUCGAAGGAGAGAGUCGCUCAUGUUCCCUACAUCAAAGACGGCAAGUGGGUUGAGAAAGAGGAAGAUCCAAAGUCCUUGGCAUACGUUGAAAGAUUAGGUGACGAAGAUUUCGUGAUCAAUCCUGUAUAUUCCACUUCUUCGAUGAGUAAUAGAUUGUGGGAGAUCGUCAGAGGGAGCCAUUAUGAAGUAGGCAAGCCAGGUUAUGUUAUUAAACCUAAGGAUAUUAUUAAGAUUGGAAGGAUCUCCCUAAGAGUAAGAGAACUAGUCACUCAUAAUGUGGAGUCUUACGCUUCUAUUGAUGAAGAAAUGGAGGAUUGAGUCCAGCUUCAAGAUGAGCCUGAUAAUGAAGGGAAUUGCAAAUUUUGUUGGACUGCUGAGGAGACUGAAGAUAAUCCAAAGUUAUGUCCUUGCUCUUGCACUGGUUCAAUGAGAUAUAUUCAUAUUAAUUGACUCCGUCAUUGGAUUGAUUCGAGAAAGCAAAUUAAAGGUGAAAAUGGGGUAACUUCGGUAAUUUGGAAGAAAUUUGACUGAGAAAUAUGAAAGAAACCUUACCCUUCUUUAUUCGAAUAUAAAGGUAAAUAAAUGGAGUCUUCAUUCUCUGUAUGAAGAAGGAAGAAAUAUCCUUAAAAAGCCCUACAUUAUAUUAGAAAGCAUGAAAUGAGCUAGGAAUACAGGAAAGGUUAUUCAUACAUUUAAAUGGGAGAACCGUGUAUUUCCUUAUAAACUUGGAAGAGGUCAUGAAGCUGAUGUGAGAGUGACCAACGAUAUCUCUGUAUCUCGUCUCCACAUGGAGCUUGAUUAUAAGGGAGGUAACUUUAUAAUCAAAGACUUAAAGUCUAAAUUUGGGACCUUAGUCCUUUCUCAGAAGCCUAUAAAGAUUGAGAAAGGAAGUCAUUCAACAAUUCAGGUCGGAAGAACAGUUUUGUCAUUUACAGUUCGAAAGAAUUCUCAUUUUGGUUUGCCUGAGUUUGGAACUAAAAGUGUUAAAUUUCAAGAUGUGAAGACGUUUUUUGAGCGUGACUUCCAUAUUCCAUAUUUUGGGCUUCCUGCAGGCCAUGAAAACAUUAAUUUUGCUCAAGAAGAUCACGUAAAUAAUAUUCCACAGUUCAAGAUACAUAGCAGUACAGCUGUGAUGAAAGGAAAUCUGCUCCCUAUUGAAGAAUACCAAGUUGAUCUUGAUAGAUUACAAGAGCAAGAAGAUGGAAGAAGAGACCAUCUAUAAUCUACUAAUUCGACCAUAGUGCAUCUUUCUAAUGUUCCUAAUAUCUUGAUAUAAAUCUCAACU